AUGUCUGUUGAGGAUAAGCCCUUUGUCCACGAAGUCUUUGCGGUGUGUGAAGAUGAACGAGAUGGACGACAGCCCAAACUUUUCGAUCAACCCUUCCAACUCUACGCUAGCUGUAAGCCGUCGUCAUCUGUCUUCUUUCGUCUCAGAGUCUCCCUCAUCAACGGCGCCUCGCGCAAAAUCAUGGUUUAUCUGCAAAUCACACCGGAUCGAAUCUCUUCCCUUCGUUACACGACAUGCAAUGCGAACGACCUGGGCAGCCCGAGCCCGCCGUGCCUCGAACUUGUCCGUCAGAAACUGGGCGGCAGGCGCUCAGUAGCUCGUCUCCAGUUCCAGCUACACAGCACACAUGCUCAGCUCGUCGUACCAAUCGGUUUUGCUCUCGAUGAGCCCCCAGACAGCCCGGCGCGUUCUGCCCUUGGCUCUGCCAACUCGCUUGCAGCCGCUUCCCUAUUUUCCCUGUAUCUUCCUCACAACGUUUUAUCCAUGGUGAAGUUUCAAAGCUUCGCACGGGCCCUUGACCAGUUCCCGACUCUGAGUGCCGAACAACAUCAGUUGUAUACUCGAAUGGUGGAUCUGCGUGGCCUGUAUAACGGCACAGGGGGUAUGGAGAUGACACUCGAGGACCAAGAUGCCAGUCCUCUGCCAGAUAAGGACCACGACAGGUCUACCACACCACCCACGACCGCCUCGUAUACUACUACUGUUGCCUUUGACACUCCCUCGCGUUAUAUAGACUCGCCACCGCGGUAUGAAGAGUGCCCGGGUGAGGGCUGGCAGCCGAAGGCUAGGUCAGACCCCACAGCUAUCUCCGCCGACAGUCUCGAUGUCCGCUCUGCCUUGCCCGAGUACAUAGAGAACGAUCGACAGGACAAAAUGUCGAAUGCUCCUGAACGCGUGCUGCACUAUGGGGGCAAAUCCAUUGAUUCACGCAAGACGUGUAAAAGAAGACAUUCAUUUGCUGCCGGGUCGCCAACAUUUUCGUCGAUUGCAAACGUCCAACGCCCAGAGAAAAUGCUGCGAUCUCAGAUAGCAGAGUCGGACCGCUGUCAGAGCAGGCUGGAGCUUCUGCUUGAACAUCAACGCAAACAGAUUGAACAGCUACAAAAAGAUAUGAGGGAACUUAGGAGGCGGAACACGGAGCUCGAGGGGCGAUAUGGUGAGGUGGAGGAAACCUGUUGUGACUUGGAGAGUCGUCAACUCGAAACGAAAGAGACCAUUGAGUCCAUACUUACACACACUGGCGAGCUCGACGAUGAGUGCGAGAAGCUUGGAAAGCAGAUGCCAGACAUCUAUGAGGAGGUGCAGGAUACGGUGAAAGACUUGGUGGGUGAAUGGGUCCAGGAGAAUAUGACGGAAAUUAUAAAAGGGCAUAUCGACCAGCAAGUCGCCGCCCAAAUAGCUCUAGUGAAGACAAAGAUGUGCCGGGCUCUACAAGAUUAG
Colletotrichum graminicola M1.001 is the source of this 1440-nucleotide messenger RNA. RefSeq lists its product as uncharacterized. NCBI's taxonomy places the organism in Eukaryota, Fungi, Ascomycota, Sordariomycetes, Glomerellales, Glomerellaceae. The transcript has a single exon. The record is from RefSeq and is a predicted model, not a curated record. The coding region runs from base 1 to 1440 and encodes 479 amino acids.